CCCAAUCAUUGUUUGCUGUGUGAUCGUCACGGCGGCGCGUUCAGCUUGUUUCUAUUAGAACCGGAAUUAAACCGCGUUUCGAGUGCGAGUAAUCGAAAGUGAAUUUCAGCUUGUAAUUUAAUUUGUGUUUGCGAAUUAGUCAGCACACGUUAUUUCCCAAAGCAAGUAAUGAAGACAACGUUAGCUGCACUAUCAGUUCUGGCUGCUGCGCUGCUGUGCGUCCCAGCGUAUGCGCAACAGAAUUGCCAGAAUCCUAACCGAAAUAAUGGUAGAUGCAUCUCAAUCUAUGAAUGCGCCAGUCUGCUGGAAAUAUUGCAGAAGCCAACUGGACAAAUCAGCAGCGAGGAUCGCCAAUUUCUGCAGAAAUCUCAAUGUCAAAAUGGUCAGGGAGGCCGUCCACCUUUUGUGUGCUGCAAUGAAGAUAAGGGCUUCAUUACAACCGUGAGACCUGCCGCUAUGUCGUCCGUUGAACUGCCCAAGCCACCGGCCUGUGGAGCCAAUUCACUUGCUGAUAAAAUCUACAAUGGCAAUGAUACCGCACUAGAUGAGUUCGUUUGGAUGGUACUGUUGGAAUAUGAAACUAAGAAUGGUCAACGUGCUCUGGAGUGCGCGGGUAGCCUGAUCAACAGUCGCUAUGUACUGACCGCAGCCCACUGUGUAAUAGGUGAAGUCGAAAAGAAAGUGGGUCGUCUUACUAGAGUGCGCGUGGGCGAGCACGAUCUCUCCACGGAUAGAGAUUGCCACAAUGAGGUUUGCAAUCCACCUAUACAGGAAUUUAACAUCGAACAAGUUAUCGCGCACCCGGAAUACGACCCAAGUAGCAACAAUAAGCAUCAUGAUAUUGCGCUGAUCAGACUGAGCGCGCCCGUCGUGCUCAAUGAGUACAUUCAACCCGUCUGUUUGCCACUCGCCAGCACUCGAUCAGCUAUCAGUCCCGUCGAGGUAUUCACUGUCAGUGGCUGGGGACGUUCGCUGACGGCACGCAAGAGUAACGUCAAACAGCGAUUGGAUAUACGUUUCGUAGAUGGUAAAGCGUGCUCCAAAAAAUUUGAAGAGGCGAAUAUACGUUUGAUAAGUAACCAGCUAUGCGCUGGCGGAGAAUUCGCUCGCGAUAGCUGUGACGGAGAUUCGGGUGGUCCAUUGAUGCGUCUUACGAGCGCUUGGUUUCUAGAAGGCGUCGUCUCCUUUGGUAAUCGUUGUGGGCUCGCGGGCUGGCCUGGCGUCUAUACCAGGGUUUCGGAGUAUAUCAGCUGGAUAGAGGGAGAGUUGCGGCCAUGAAGAGAGAACAUCACACCAUUAGAAAAUGCACCUUCUGUAAAGUUAAGUUUUUAAUUAAAAGUAAGGCGAGACAAGGCAAAGCGUGUUGUUGGUCGAAUAUAGCGAAGUUUACGCACUUUAA
Drosophila busckii is the source of this 1399-nucleotide messenger RNA. RefSeq names its product serine protease 7 (gene Sp7). The transcript has 5 exons. Gene Ontology annotation, biological process: proteolysis. Bases 169 to 1278 code for a protein of 369 amino acids. The record is from RefSeq and is a predicted model, not a curated record. Gene Ontology annotation, molecular function: serine-type endopeptidase activity. Lineage: Eukaryota; Metazoa; Arthropoda; Insecta; Diptera; Drosophilidae.